This is a messenger RNA of Rotaria socialis, 1488 nucleotides long. NCBI's taxonomy places the organism in Eukaryota, Metazoa, Rotifera, Eurotatoria, Philodinida, Philodinidae. The record is from the annotation of a GenBank genome assembly.
AUGACUCAAAAUUAUCAACGUAAACAUGUUCAAAGUAGUCGAAGAAAAUCUACAACAUUUCCAAUAUUUGUUUAUGAAGAAGAACAAACUGAUACUAAUCGUCGUUUAAGUGUUUGUCCUAAUUUUCAACGUCGAUUAUCAACAAUAUCCCAAUUGUAUUUACCAAACGGAAAUGAAUAUCAUCUUCAAGAACGUAUUCCACCAACUGGCUUAGAAUAUCAACAAAAUAUUAUUUCAACAACAACAACAACAACAAAUGAAAAUGAAAAUGAAAAUGAAACUAUUGAAGGUGAACGACGAUUAUCAAUAAUAACAAAAUAUUCAUCAAAUAAUAAUCAAACCAAUGAUGUUGAUCAAUAUGAAAUAAAUAAUAAAAAGUUUUUAUUUAUUAUUGAACCAAUGAUAACUGGUUUAUUAUUAUUUCCAAUAUUAGUUUUAUUUUGGGAAACUGGAUGGAAUUUAAAUUUAAUUUUUUUAAAUGUUAUGAAUAAAUUUUCAUCCGAUUUACAUUUAGAUGAAUUUACACAAGAAGAUUUUGAAUCUUAUACAUGGCAAUCAUUAUUCUUUUCUUAUUUAGUUGUUGAAAUUCUACUUUUGGUAUUAUAUAUGCUUCAAGAUUUUAUUUAUAACAAUUUAAAAAAUAAAAAUUAUUUAAUAAAAAUGUUAAUAUUAAAAUUUCAUAUAUUUUUAUUAUCAACAAUUUAUAUAGUUCAAUGGGAAAUGUUAUGGACAAUAUGGGAUCAAUUUACUCCUCAUGAAUGGUAUUUUGAAUUUACAUUAUCAUUAACAUCAUUAUUUUCAUUAAUUGUUUUUAUUGGACAUUUAUCAGAUUUAGUUUGUUCACCUUUUCUUUUUAGUUAUGAUUCAAUUGAAUUUAAUAUUCAAUUCGGUUGUCCUUUACUUACAAGACAAAUGAAACAAUGGAAAAUAAAUUUAAUAAAUUUUAUUUUAUAUGAAAUAAUUAUAUCAAAUUUAUCAAUAAUAACAUGGCGUGGUUUCUAUCAUUUUCUUGACAAUUUCUUUUAUCCUGAUAAUUUAACACUGUCAGCUGGACUUUGUUUAUUAAUUGGUUAUUUACUUUAUUUUCCAUUAAUGUAUUUUCAAACAUAUUUAGAAGAAUUAAAUUUAAAAUAUGAUUUUUGGACAUUUAUAUCAAUAAAUUUUCCUCAAUUUUAUCGAAAUAUUCGUCAUUUAUUAGCAUUUUUGUCAUGUGUAUUUGUUUGGCGUGGUUAUUGGCUUCUCUAUGAUGAAUAUUUAUAUAUAUUUGAAGAUUAUUAUAAAACAUAUUUAUUAUUUUAUUUAAUAUCAUUUUUAUUUCUAAGCUUAAUUCAAACAUCAUCAUCAAUCAAUGGUCCAUUAAGCAAUAUUGAUGAUAAAAAUCAAUUUUUUCCACUUUAUCCACAUUGUUAUGUUUCAAUAGUUCAAAGAAAAAUUUCUCAAUGUAAAAUUUUUAAACAAAAAAAUCAAGAAGAAAUUACAAAAAUUUAA